AUGACUGUGGGUUUGAUAAGUGUAUUGAAGCAUAUUAUAUUAAAUAAAUACUCAUAUGCUGAUUUCAGAUUCCAUUAUCGCAUUUCUUCUAUUAAUAAGAAGUGGGGACAGAAUCAAAUUUUGGUGACAUCUCCGAUCUUUCUAGAUUGUUCUUAUCCAAUCAAAAGUGAAAUGCCAGAUGUAAGCGGUAAUCACGUGAGCAAAGUCAGAUUUAUGUUUUCUUUAAAUAUUCCUCGCUUUUCUAUUCCAUCCUCAGUUUCUGUAAGGACGGAAGUGUAUUGUUUAUAUAUAUUCCUAUUGAUACAAUUCAUCAUGUAUUUCACCGUAAUAUUAAUUAUUAUUCUAACAAUUUUAUUUGGAUUAUACUAUGGAAUAGUAGAAUACUUUUUAAAUAAAUUACAUACGUUUAAUAUUAUCAACGGCAUUCCUGGACCAAAAGCAUUUCCUAUAAUAGGAAAUGCUCAUCUGUUUAUUGGUGACACAACAGCUAUAUUUAAACAAAUAAUAAAUCUUGGUAAGAAUUAUCAAUUACUGUGGCGUGUAUGGAUAGGCGCGAAAUUACUUGUAAUAGUGGAAAAUCCUGAAUAUAUCAAGACUGUAGUCAAUAGUCCAAAUAUUACUGAUAAGAGCGAGGAAUAUGAAAAAUUGAAACCUGUUGUGAGCAAUGGAUUGUUAACUGCUCCAGCAUCAGUAUGGGAUUCACAUCGAAAAGUUUUAAAUAAAAUGUUCCUUAUGAAAAAUAUAAAGUCACAUAUAGAUGUAUUUAUUAAUCAUUCUAUCGCAUUAAUGGAAAAAUUGGAAACUUUUGUUGGAGGAGAAUUAGACAUUUUUGAUUAUGUCUUUCGCUGUACUUUGGAUAUAAUAUAUGAUGUCACGCUGGAUACGCAACUAAAUUCGCUGACAAAUCCGGAUUGUAAAUUAGCUGAAUCAAUAAAAUGUUUGAUGGAUAUAUCAAUAGAAAGAAUCGUUAAAUUAUGGUUACAUCCGAACAUAAUUUUUUAUAACACUGCUAGUGGAAUGAAAUUUCAGGCGUGCGUGGCUUGUCUGGAUAACGUAACAAACAGGAUGAUGAAAGAGAAAAUGGAAUCUAUGUUAACAAGUAAAAUUAAUCGGGAAUUGACGACGGAAAAAUUAGGACAAAAACAGAAGACACUUUUCGAUUUUUUAUUCGAGCUUUCAAACGAAGGAGAAGUAUAUACGGAGAAAGAUAUUCGCGAUGAAAUGAAUACAAUAAUUAUAGCUGGAAGCGAAACUUCAGCCACAACCAUUAGCUUUGUCCUCUUAAUGCUUGCAACAUUCCGGGAAAUUCAAGACGAAGUAUAUGAGGAAGUUAAUCGAAUUUACUGCUCGGACGAUCCAAAAUAUGUUCCAAUGACAUAUAAUGAUAUUAAAAUUAUGAAACUUUUGGAACGUGUGAUAAAGGAAAUAUUACGUCUAUUUCCUGCAGGUCCUGUUUUCGGCCGGAAAGUAACGCAUGAUAUAAAAGUUACUAAAAAUUGGACUAUACCGAAAGGAUGUUCAGUAUUAUUUUUCAUCUAUAAACUACAUAGAAGUGCGAAAUAUUGGCCACGGCCAUUAGUAUUUGAUCCCGAUAGGUUCCUACCGGAAAGGAAUUGUUCUACGUAUUACUUUCCAUUUAGUUACGGUCGAAGAAAUUGCAUAGGUCAACAUUUCGCUAUAAUAGAGGUGGCAACAGUAAUCGCUUUGCUGAUAAAAAGAUUUUUAAUUAAAAUAAAUAAUCCAAUAGGAAUUGCAGAAAUAGGUUUAAAGAUAAGCCUCACAUUAAAACCGGCAAAACCAAUAAGAUUAAAAUUUGAAAGAAGAAAUUAAUUAAAACAUAUAAUAUGCAUGCAUGAAUAUAUAUAUAUAUAUUCAGAUAUAUUAGAAGAACUAAGAGAGAUCUUAAAGGCAGCAUUUCAACCCUCAAGGUCUGUGAAUUACUACAAAGGCUUACUCAGUAGCACUUAUAAGAAAUAUAUAUAUAUAUAUUUAAUACAUAAUUAAUAU
Vespa crabro (European hornet) is the source of this 2007-nucleotide messenger RNA. RefSeq names its product cytochrome P450 4C1-like. The coding region runs from base 1 to 1830 and encodes 609 amino acids. NCBI's taxonomy places the organism in Eukaryota, Metazoa, Arthropoda, Insecta, Hymenoptera, Vespidae. The transcript is spliced from 14 exons. The record is from RefSeq and is a predicted model, not a curated record. Gene Ontology annotation, molecular function: monooxygenase activity; heme binding; iron ion binding.